Molecule: messenger RNA, 7022 nt
Organism: Myripristis murdjan (pinecone soldierfish)
Lineage: Eukaryota; Metazoa; Chordata; Actinopteri; Holocentriformes; Holocentridae
Gene: trak1a
Product: trafficking protein, kinesin binding 1a
Exons: 15
Coding region: 293-3574 (1093 amino acids)
Biological process (GO): mitochondrion distribution; protein targeting; neurogenesis
Cellular component (GO): dendrite; cytoplasmic vesicle; mitochondrion
Molecular function (GO): myosin binding; GABA receptor binding
Source: RefSeq, a predicted model, not a curated record
CUUACACACAGACAUGCAGCAGACACUUCUUACCUCGACAGACCAACACUUCCAGACAUACACAACACAGUUUUUAGAAAGACAUACACAAGUCUCGUGAGAAAGGCACACAUUCUGGCUUUGGAGCAAACACUUUCAUAGAUACACACAUUCACAUGCAGGCACACAUUCUUAGAUUUACAGAUUAACAUACACUUCACAGACAAAGGCGCACACAGCCGAGGGAGGAGCGGUGAUGUUGCAGCUGCAGGCUGUGUGGCUCAGUAGUUAGCAGUGGUGUCCAGGGUGGAGCAUGGCACUGCCCUCUUCUCCUGGCACUGACAGCAGCCUGGAGUGCUGCAGCCAACCAGAGGAGGAGGAAGAAGAAGACGAUGAGGAGGAAGAGGAGUAUGUCAGUGUUCCCAGCUAUGCAAACACAGAGGAGGAGGAGGAUGAGGAGCAGCAGGUUCUGUGUGAAGUGCUGUGUGCUGACAGAGUGGGCCAGAUGACAAAGACUUACAGCGACAUCGACGCUGUCACUCGACUGCUGGAGGAGAAAGAGCGUGACUUGGAGUUAGCAGCUCGCAUCGGCCAGUCACUGCUGAAGAAAAACAAAACUCUCAGUGAGAGGAAUGAACUGCUGGAGGAGCAAGUGGAGCACAUACGAGAGGAGGUCUCUCAGCUGCGUCAUGACCUGUCUAUGAAAGAUGAACUGCUACAGUUCUAUACCAGCGUUGCCGAGGAGAGCGAGGGGGAGUCUGCCACCUCCACGCCGGUCCGUCCCAGUGACCCCAAUGUAUCAACGCCCAGUUAUUUCCCCCUGGACUCCUUGCAGAAGAAACUCAAAGAUCUGGAGGAAGAAAAUCUCUCACUGCGGUCUGAGGCCAGCCAUUUGGAGACAGAAACAAUCUCCUAUGAGGAAAAAGAGCAGCAGCUGGUCAACGACUGUGUCAAAGAGCUGCGUGAUGCCAACUUACAGAUGUCUACCCUGGCUGAGGAGCUGGCCAGGAAGACGGAGGACGCCUCCAGGCAGCAGGAGGAGAUCACGCAUCUCCUCUCCCAGAUAGUAGACCUUCAGAAGAAGGCCAAGUCGUAUGCUGUGGAGAACGAGGAGCUGACUCAGCACUUAGGAGCAGCCAAAGACGCCCAGAGGCAACUCACUGCUGAGUUGCGGGAGUUAGAAGAUAAGUACGCAGAGUGUAUGGAGAUGCUACACGAGGCUCAGGAGGAACUAAAGAACCUAAGGAAUAAAACUCUACCGCUCAGCACACCAAGACGUUUCCACUCCCUGGGCCUGUUCCCCAUGGACUCUCUAGCAGCAGAAAUAGAGGGGACCAUGAGGAAAGAACUGCGGAUGGACGACCCAGAAGUGGAAGAACAGAAGCUGCACCCAAAGCGAGUGUUUCAGACAGUGAGAAACCUCAACCUGAUGCGUCAGCAGCGGUCGUCACUGGCUCCCUCCCCCUUGAACAUCCCAGGCUCCAAUCAGACGUCAUGUUUCACCUCAGGGCGGUCGAGCAGGGUGGGCACGCCUCGCUCCAACUCCAUAUACGGCAGUGAGACAGGAAGCAGCAUCAUCCUGGACAACAAGACCGGCAGCAUCCUGGAGACUCCUGAUGACGGGUCGGAGGACUCUAAUAAGCGUCCCCCUGGGACCCCAGGGACCCCGGGCAGCAGGGACCUGGAAGCAGCCCUUCGCCGUCUGUCUCUGCGCCGUGACAACUACCUCUCAGAGAAGCGCUUCUUCGAAGAGGAGAGGGAGAGGAAGCUGGCCUACCUGGCCAAGGAGGAGGAGAAGGGAGGUGGCGGAAGCAGCGGAGGUGGCCCGGGAACCCCGACGGAGAGCCUGCUGUCCCUGUGCUCACAUCCCUCCUUCGGAAGCGUCUGGUCAGGAUACUCGUUCACAGCGAGGUCCUACCUGCCCGAGAAGCUGCAGAUUGUAAAGCCAUUAGAAGGUUCUGCUACCCUCCACGCGUGGCAGCAGCUGGCCCAGCCCCACCUGGGUAAUCUGUUGGACCAGCGUCCCGGGGUGGUCACAAAGGGCUUCCGCACCCUUGAUCAUGAGCAGGAACAGGAAGACAGCUGGCAGCUGGACCAACCAGAGGAGGACGAGGUGUCACCUGAGUCGUUUACCGGCCUAUCGGGAGAGAGUACGGCAUCCUCAGCCCAGCCCCGUCCUUCCUCUCCUUCCUCUUCACCUGCUUUCGGUCACAACAAAAAUGGUGACGACGACGAUGACAAUGGCCAGUUAGAAAUGUUGCACGGAGCAAUGGGAGGAGUUAAGGGGGCAUUUAGAGGAAAAGACGGACAUGUUCUGCACAUGCCCCCUCUCUCCUCAAGCUCCUCCCCUCCCCCUCCUCUCACUUCUUCUGAGAUGAACGGGCAGGCGGACCUCAAGGAGCUCCAGGCUCUACAGCCUGGCGCAGUGGACAGCGUGCCUGUUAAUUUCCCUGGAAAAUGUAUGUCCCAUACCAGCUCCACCUACACCUUCACCACCUGCAGAAUCCUCCAUCCCUCUGAUCAGCUGACGUCUGUGUCCCCCAGCCCAGCCAUGGCCUCCUGUCAGAGCAGUGUUCACUCUGUCACUGCCACCCCCACCACCACCCCUGCCACCCCCUCCUACACCCCCUGCUGCACCCCGCGCCGCCUCUCCCUCUCCCUCUCCCUGGCCGAGUCCUCCACCAAUCUGAGGGACUCCACCAAGACUACCAGCACCUCCCUCGGCCUGGUGCGCCUCCUCCUGGAGCACGGGAUCUCCGCGUCGGUGUACAACCCCUGCAGCUGGGACCGAGGAGCCAACGCCACACCCACGGUUGGAGUGCAGGAACCGCCGAAGAACGACGACGCACACGCCGAGGCUGACGACAAACAGACGGCGAGACAAGUGGACGCCCUUCUCCGCCCCUCCACCCCUCCCAACUCCCCCAUGCCCCACACCCGCUCCAAAUCUUUCUCCUCCCCCGCCAGCUCCCCUGUUUUUCUGUUCAGCCCUUCCUAUGACGACCCACCAUACUAUGACACCUUUCUGGCCUCCAAGCCGGCACGCACUAUCCUGAGGGAAGUGCGGGGGGAGGCAGAAAGGGAGCGAGGGGGCCAGACAGACAGCGAGAGCCAAGCGGAGGUGUUGAAUCUGCAACUCGUGGACAAACUGAAGCGCUUCCGUACUCUCUCGCCACUUGGAGCCUCCGUUUCAUCCCGGAGCAGUUUACUGGUUCCCUUCAGCUCCACUGGACUGGGGAACAGUGCACUGGGCGGGGGCCUGCCAGUGUUGAAUGCAGGGCUCAGGAGGAAUCGCAGCUAUCCUGCGAUGGUAGGGGCCAGCAUGGCUAUGAAAGACCCAGGAGGCCCCCCCAGCACAGAGAUACUCAUACCACACACGCUGCCACAAACACAACACACAACAUGCCCACAGGACACAGGCAAAACACAUACUAACCACACACCGCUCAAACAGGACAUGCACAUACCACAGGAGACGGUCAUACCACAGACAAUAUCAACCAAACAAACUCGACCCAAUGAUGCUUUAUGUCACACAUCCAACAACGUGCGACACAAUCCCACCAAUUACAAUGAUGAUGAGAUUAGGACAUAAAAAGAACAAUGUUAUCAAUCUACCACACACAUCCUGCGGUACCAUAAUGCAUGAGACAUUACCACACACAUGUACAAAUAAUAUCACACAGCAACAUACAUCAUGCAACCACACACACAGCCAAACACUGCAGGUAUCCUUCGGCGAUGGACGAUGUGACCAACAGAAGAACAACGCUGAUGACGGAUGCAGUUCACCCACACACACACUCCGCUGAACAAUCACUCAUCUUACAUAACUAAACCCCUACUGAUUUAUCGCCACGCUCAUAUGGAUUAAAACCCAACAACCAUCAAUCACCCACAAUAAAGGAACUGGUGAUCAAUGACCCAGUAGUGACUGACUGAUACACUGUUGUUAUACUGAUACACUGUGUCAGGCCAGACUAAUGAUGAAGGAGCAUGUUGCCUUCCUCUGUGUUCGUUUUAGUUGUACAUACUGUAUAUACAAUAUACUGUAUCAUAUAUGGUAUAUUGUUAAAGGCUCAGUCUGGAUAAUUGAGUACAGUCCCCCAACCCACUCUUCAACAUCAAAUGAAUUAAGGACUGACAGUUUCCCAUGGUGAAACAUUGAUUUUAAAUGUGUUUUUAAACUGUAACGGGGGUGGCCACACUGUGCCACUUUGUCUGUCUGUAUAGUUCAGUAGUUUUCUGCUGAUUUUUAAAGAGAGGGCUGAUGAUGCACCAGGUUUCUCUCCAAUGAGAUUGACAAUUUUUGGCAGUUUUUCUGGAUGGACCGAUUCACCAUCAACAGUUUGGCCAAUAAGAAAUUACAAUAGGCACCUAAUUCUACGCUUAAAGCUGUGUACUCCAUCCUUAAAUUGUCCGAUUUACUAUCACAGGAUUAUUAAAACAGCUAAAAAAGAGAGAGCCUGGUCAGACCCAGAGAUGACUGUAAAUUAGCUAGCUCGGUUCUUAUUAGAUUAGGGAUUUAUACCUCUAACAGAUUUGGUGAUACCUCAGACAUAAUUUCCGACACCUGUCAUUUGUUGUGUUAUUCGUUUAUGAUUGGUCAGUAUUUGUUAAUGUUGGAUGUGUCAUAUUUCUUGCAGAUGCGCCAGUGUGGCCGUCCUCUAAACAGUUUAUGUCUGCAUUGUUUUUAAACCUUGAAGUUGAAUGGAAUUUGUAAUGCAACAUCCGGUGGGACACAAAGAGAUUAUUUUCCACCAGCAAAUCUUUACCGUAUUUGUGCUUGACUGCAAUUGAUAUGCUGAGAAAAUUCCGGACUGGGCCUUUAAUCUGUCCUCUCUGUAUGACUGAAUGUUCUAAUGUGCCUAAAACAGCCAACAUACUGUAGCUCAUUAUGAUAUUGGUUUGUAUUUUCGUUGUUAUUAUUUAAUUCUUAUAUUGUUUUGCCUUUUAUUAGAUGGAAUGCAGUAGAGAGAGACAGGAACGGCAGAGAAGAGGAUUUAUUGCCCACAUAUUGUUUGCAUGUAAACCUGCUGAGGGCGCAACCGCCGCCUCUUUCAUGAAUUACCUCCCGUCUCUCCUGUGAUGUUCCUUGUGUUCUCUGUUGUCCUACCCGUCCUGUAUGCUGUGGCACGAUCUAUUCCUGGCUGUCUGAUGAUGUCUCCUGUGGAGCAUCCCCUUCCAAGAGAUUCAGCGGGGAUUAUGUAUCACAUAAACAGUAAUACAGAGCUAGGUCAGCUAGACAGACUCUUCUUAAAGCACUGUGACAGUCGGGAGAGACAGGCAGACAUUCAGAGAAUUUGCUUUUCAUCUUUUUGGUGUAGCUCCACUCCUCUCCUGUAGGCCUGCAGCACUGUCUUUUCCGUUCUCAUCUAGUCAGUAUAGAACAAAUGGGAAAGGGAGGCAUCUGGACUCAUUUGAUUUGGUUGUGAGGGUCCAAGACCGAGGCAUACCAUAAGUACAAACACACUUAAUGCCCCCAAAAUCCCCAAGUUUUGUUUAUCUUAACUUGCACCGCCUUGUGUCUCUAAUUAAACUGGAUAUUUACAAUGACACAAAAUGGCCACCGUUACUGUAAACGAGAGCUGUGACGUCAGACGAGCAAGAAGGAUUUUAAGUUUGCAUAGACUGCUGCUGCUGUUCUGAGCUGUCACUUAAAACCAAAGUUACGUCCAAAUAAGGAGUGGGCGGGACCAGGGGGCACCAGUGCCUGGCUGUUUCCAAUGGAUUUCACUAGAAAUCACACAAUGUUAGUAACACGGAGGUAACAUUUUAUGUUAUUACUUGUUUUAACAUUUUUAUAUAUCACUGUCUCAAAUCAAUUUUUCAAAAGAUUCAAGAAAAACAAUUAUUUCCAGUGAUUUUUUUAAAAAUUUUAUUAUUGUUGAGUCAAAUCAGAUGUUGGAGAAAAUGUGUAAAGAUUAACCAAUGUGGCACCAGUGUGUCUCUUAAUAUCUUUAUGAUAGCAGCAAAAUUGAAUUGAGAAGCCAAACAUUGGCUUUAAGCCAGUCAUGGGUAGGGCUAUACAUAAGUACUGUAUAUGGAGUGUCUAAUUAUCCACUGUCUGUAUGUAAGUGAGGGGGUAUAAUAAGAGACUGAGCUUUUAUCUGUCAGCCAGUUUAUUGAUGAUGGAUUGACUGACUGACUGACUGACUGACUAGCUGUCUGUCUGGCUGACUGACAGUUAUUGUGAAUGGACUGAAUGGCCGGCUCUGAUGCUGGCAGUAAUCUGUUGCAGUCCCUAAUAAUUUAGGGAUUGAACUAGCAGUGUCAAAUGCAGUGGGAGAUUAAUAACCAUAAAUAUAUUUAUCAAAUCUUUGGAUAUGAAGAAGCACACAAACAGCUAAAUAUCCAUUGUUUUUGUGUAAGGCGAGGAUUUUUGCUCCUAGAUUUUAUUUAUCCUCUAACUUUAGACGUUUUGACAUUUUGAAUUAAUUCUGUUAUUUUUCACCGGGUUAGUUUAGUUAAAGUUCCUGUACUGGCACUUAAAAUGCCUUGGUUAGGAUUGGUAACAUUUCUUUUUGAGGCAAUGGGUACAGUUAGCUGCAAGCUUUUUAUGCUGCCUGGUAGUUUGUUGCACAUUGAUGAGAAAAAUAACAGACAAAAUUCAGAGUGUUUCGAGUAUCAUGCCAAGUGCUAAGACUGACGCAAUGAGAGGUGUGUGUGUGUGCGUGUGUGUGUGUGUGUUUGUGUGUGUGUUCCUUUUCCUGUGUGUCACUUGAAUCAUCUGAAUGUAGGCUACAAAGAAUAAUUCUGCUGUAUGUCCAUAUAUAUGUGUAUAUUGAUUUAAAUUAUCAGUUCUGCUAUGUGUUAACCCUGAAUGGGAAUUAUUAUUACAUUGUAAAUGCUAAGUAUGCAAUGCAUUUAGUCAUGCUAACUUUUUUUUUUUUUUAAAUAAACUGUAAAAAAAGAAAACAGACAGGAUGUUCUGAUGCCUAUCCAGAGUAAGAAGGGAAAGAGAAACUGUGUUCUGUUCAGGGAUUUAAAGUGCUCUAUUCUACAGAACAGACCGUCAAUAAAACAUUGUCACUGCAGAGAGA